Molecule: messenger RNA, 3198 nt
Organism: Styela clava
Lineage: Eukaryota; Metazoa; Chordata; Ascidiacea; Stolidobranchia; Styelidae
Source: RefSeq, a predicted model, not a curated record
UCAGAAGCCUAUUUAUUUUAGUUGAAUUAUGUCGUAUAAUUAGCGAGUUAUUAAUUAAUUGGUGAUGAGAGACACACGGUGUCAUUAUGGAGUAAGAUCGCUGAUUUGGGGUAUCCCCUAACCUUCGAUCGACAAGUAUGCGGUCUCCGACCGAUAUUCUCGUUUAACGUUCAUUGCAUUCUAUCGUUUUUUUGCCUCGUUUUUUUGCCGUAGACGAACUGUAUUUUAAGUACCACCAUGCGCGAACCACUAAAAUUUACAUAUUUUACUGCUUAUCUUUCUAUAAUACUAUAAUCUGAUUGUGGAGUCGUUAACGAUCGAAUGAAGAUAUUUCAGAAUUGCAUAGUUAGUCUCGUUAAUAGGUUGGGGAAAAUGCAGACAUCAUCAAAUUUCGACAUUGUUACGUUUUUUAUAUUUUACGUUUCUAUGUUUGGGUCAAAUUUCACCCACGAAAGGGCUGAUCAGAUGCAAAACAAAUUUAAUAUGUUGUAAGAAUAGGUCAAUGAAAAUAAAAGUCAUUUAUAUACAUAUGUAUAUAUAACGUUGAAAAGAAAACACUAAACGCGCAAAAUAAUUGAUUGAAUUAAUUAAAAACUAAUUUUAUGUAAUUAAAAAUAGCCUAAAAUAGAUCUUAACACAAUGCUUGUUAGAACCUACAGUCACGCAUCAGUGAAUCAAAAGUAUUUCUGUUUGCUGAAAAUAGUUGUAGUUAAAUGUUUGUUUACAAAGUACACAAUCUAUAGAUAUCAUAUAUGGACAUCAGCUAAAAUACUAAGACAAGAUUCUGAUUCAUGGUGACUAUAAAUUUCAGAUUAUAUACCGAGUAAGGCCAUAGUUUGAAAUCAGUUAUAUAAAUUCGUGAUUACUGAGUCAAAUUAAGAUGCCAUUAAAAUCACCUAAUGAGUGUUUUGACAUUCCUGAAGUAUCUCUGAGCAACUUUUUUCUGUCGUGUAUAGAAAAAUAUGGAGACGACACUGCCUUGAAACAGAUAGAAAACAACGUAGAAGGAAAGAGCCUCACUUUUAAACAGCUCUACAAACAAAUACAGUCGUGUGGGAGAUUUUUCCAGAAACAGAAAAUAAAUAAAGGAGAUGUUGUCAGCCUUGUGACACCCAAUUGCCUGGAACAUGUAGUAGCAAUGGUGGGAGUAAUAUCUUGUGGAGCAAUCAUAUCCCUCUAUAAUCCUGCAUACAAGGAAGGAGAAAUGCAACAUAUCUUCAAAAUCACAAAACCGAAAAUACUCAUCGUAUCGGAAAAGUGCAUAGAUACCGUAAAGCGAUCUCUUGAAAAUAGCCAGAGUAAUCAAGUUCAGAGAAUCAUAGUCAUUGGGAAAAGUAUUGAAUUUGAAACAUGGGAUGAAGUCAUUGUUUCAAGUAUGGAGAAUGAAGAAAACUGUGUAUCUACUUACGAAAUAUCACCAAAAAAGGAUCUGGCAUUUCUGCCCCACUCAAGUGGAACCACGGGAUUGUCAAAAUGUGUUAUGCAUACUCAUUUUAGCAUGAUUGCAACAAUAUCAUCAACUUGGCAUCACUUCGGCUACAAACGUGGAGAUACAUUUUAUAAUGAAAGACCCAUGUUUCACGUGGGUGGAUUUAUAUUGGUGUUGACAGCUUUGCAAGGAGGAGUGAGAGUCAUCAUGGACCACGAAUUCGACAUUGAAAGAGCUUUAGCUGCGAUACAGAAGUACGAGGUGAAUCAUUUUGUUCUGGUGCCACCCAUCCUGCUACAAAUGUCUCAGACAGAGUUGCACCGCAAAUAUGAUACGACAUCAUGGAAAACUUCAAUCACUGGAGGCGCAUCAAUUCCACCUACAGUGAUGAAAGCCGUCAUUGAUCGAUUCAGCCUUCAAGUUUAUCCAGUGUAUGGAAUGACGGAAUGUUUUCCAAUAUCUUGGAACAAUGAAGCCGAUUCUUUCACAGAUUCAGUUGGUUCGGUUUGUGUGAAUGCAGAAAUUAUGAUUAUUGAUCCAAAUACAGAAGAAGAAGUAAAAUCUGGUGAAGACGGUGAGAUUUGUGUCAGAGGCCCACAAAUGACUAGUGGAUAUUAUAAAAAUACGGAAGCAACAGAAAAAACAAUUAAAAAAGAUGGAUUCCUUCGCACAGGCGACAUAGGACAUAUUGCAAAUGACAUGCUUUACGUAGUUGGCCGAUUAAAAGAAGUUAUCAAAUACAACGCUUAUCAGGUGCCGCCUGCCGAAAUAGAAAAUCUUCUUCUAAGGCACCCGGGUGUUAAAGAUGUUGGAGUUGUUGGUGUUCCUGAUCCAGUUUGUGGAGAGCUACCGAAAGCGUUGGUUGUACGAAAAGUCGAAUCAGUCACAGCCGAGCAACUUGAGAAGCUUAUUAAAGACAAACUUGCCGAUUACAAACAGUUAAGAGGGGGUAUCCAAUUUGUCACCAAAAUACCAAAAUCUAAACUUGGGAAAAUUGACCGAAUAGAAUUGAAAAAAUUAGCAAUGAAAUAAGUAGACAACACAACUACUGCGGUAUUGUCUACUCUAUUCUAUUUUAUAUUUUAUACAUACAGGUUUGAAGUGCUUUAUUUUUUCUGCAGUUAUUAGUGCUACCUCUAAAUAAUCUAUUUCUGAUAAAAUCAUAAACUGAUAUCAAUUUUUUUUUUAAUUUUGUGUUAACACAAGGUGUAUUUGAAUUGAAAAUGAGUUAUGGAAUGCAGGUCUAAAUACAACUUGCGUCGUUGAUGUCAGUGUAAACUUUAGCGAUGUUAUCGUACAGUCUUAGUAUUAGCGUAAGUGAUAAAUUGACUCAAAGAACAGCCACAAGUACGCUAUAAUACAAAUUAAAACAAUAGGCAAUAUAUCGAUACAUCAAAAUACAGCUAUUCUUAGGGCUACCAAUCGUCCCGGAAUGGCCAUGACAGUCAAGGAAUUGGGGUCUAGCGUCUCGGGCUGGGCGUGUCGGCUUCGUUCAAAACUGUAAACGGAUGUAAUUCACGCAAAUAUAUUUUUCAUCAAAAACGAUUACAUGUAUGGUUCAUUCAAAUAGGAGUGAGUUUAAACUUGUGGAUAAGACAUGUUUUGUCGACCGUGACCUCCUGAUGACAUGCCACUAAAAUAUGCUGAAUAAUUGCAAAAUGAAUGAAAACAUUAUAUACAGCAGUCACCUUAAUUUGAGAGGAUCAAAAACUUGAUUCAGUGAGAUUUGUUAAAAAAUUUAGUCAAUAAAGUUGCGGCGUGUAACAAUA